This is a messenger RNA of Diachasma alloeum, 4302 nucleotides long. RefSeq names its product protein transport protein Sec24B (gene Sec24AB). Gene Ontology annotation, biological process: intracellular protein transport; endoplasmic reticulum to Golgi vesicle-mediated transport; COPII-coated vesicle cargo loading. The transcript is spliced from 4 exons. The record is from RefSeq and is a predicted model, not a curated record. Lineage: Eukaryota; Metazoa; Arthropoda; Insecta; Hymenoptera; Braconidae. The coding region runs from base 170 to 3487 and encodes 1105 amino acids. Gene Ontology annotation, molecular function: zinc ion binding; SNARE binding. Gene Ontology annotation, cellular component: COPII vesicle coat; endoplasmic reticulum exit site.
GGCUCUGCCACGUAAUGUUGCGUUCCGUUUAUAAAUUAUCAUCGAUACAUAAUUUCAUAAAUUUUCAUUGUUAAUCUAGAAGCAAUGCCAAAAACUGUGACAUUUCUGACGUAACAGUGACUAUUCUCAUUCAAUUGGUACUGAGAUCAAGGGAGACAAGCGAAUUAAAAUGUCUCAACCUAGUGGUUAUCAGCCGUCUUACCCGGAUUUAUUGAAAAGUGGCGCAGCACCACCACCACCACCAUUAGCCUCUAUGGUCAAUGGUCAAUCAAGUGCUAUUCCACCCAUACAAAAUGGGACGCAGCAGCAGGCUGCUGCAUUAUUUAAAAAUCCAACGGGUACACCAUCGUCACAAUCGUCCCGAGAUCCAUCGAGAGAAACUUCCAGAGACCCAUCUCCAACCCAACAUCUCUAUACUCAGUACAGACCUCAACUGACGCGUCCUCCAAUGCCUCCGAUGAAUGGCCAGCAAUCCCAACCAAUUCUUCAAGAGCGUCAAUAUCCUCUUGUUCCUCAUCAACACAUGACCAAUCCACCGCGUCCAGGAUUACCUCCAAAUUCUCAGGAGUCCAUGAGACCUCAUAACUUACCCCCCUCGAAUCCGAAUUUGAAUCCUCAGUACCCUCCAAUCAACACUCCAGUCUCCAAUGUCAAUCACCAGCAGUGGAAACAUUCAACAAGUGCCCAACAGCAUCAGGAUAGUAGUUUAAACUCGGCAAUGCAAAAGCAGCCGUUGAUACAAUUGGCGACAUCUCCACAGGGUAAUCAAUCAAAUGUACAAAAUUCAUCGAGACAAUUGGCUUCACAUCCAGCUCAAAUGCAGUACAUGAAUCAAGUAUCACCACCACAAGUACCACAAGCACCACAGCCACUGCAAAAUCCCCAACAACAACAACAAGGCCUCCAGAAUAAUUAUCUCAAUCAACCAUCAACCAUUCCAUCCACUUAUCCCAAUCAAAAUGUCUACAGUAGUUGUGCGAAUUUACCUAGUCAAAGAAAAUAUCCUCAGGCACCUUUUACUGGACCACCACCAAGAGAGAGUAAUAUUGGCUAUCAACACUAUCAACAGCAGCAGCAACAACAACAACAACAACCAUACUUUGGACAAAUGGCCAAUGUUCCCUUGGAUAAUUUAUCAAAAAGAUAUCCUGGUGCACCAGGUUAUACCAACGAUGCGUCAAUGAAUCAAUUGAAUACUCAAAUGGGAUCACUCAGUGUUACUAAAACCGGUUUCAAUAGCCUCUGGGGCCAACAGUCUCUUGAUCUAUUGCAGUGCAGAACUGUACUGCCAUGUGAAAAAGUUGAACCUCCAAAGAUUGGGUUGCAGCAGGAAUUUUUGGAUAGUGUCAACUGUAGCCCUGAGAUAUUUAGAUGCACCUUGACUAAAGUGCCAGAGAGCAACUCGUUGCUGCAAAAAUCAAGAUUACCACUGGGAAUUUUGAUUCAUCCAUUCAAGGACCUCAAUCAUUUAUCUGUCAUACAAUGUAGCACAAUAGUACGGUGUCGUGCUUGUCGUACGUACAUCAAUCCAUUUGUUUAUUUUGUCGAUUCAAAAAGAUGGAAGUGCAAUUUGUGUUAUCGAGUCAAUGAACUUCCUGAGGAGUUUCAAUUUGAUCCAGUUACAAAAACUUAUGGAGAUCCAUCGAGAAGACCCGAAGUUAAAACGAGUACAAUUGAAUUUAUCGCUCCAAGUGAAUACAUGCUCCGUCCACCUCAGCCAGCUGUCUAUUUGUUUUUACUUGAUGUAUCGAGAUUAGCUGUGGAGAGUGGAUAUCUGAAUAUUGUUUGCCAAGUUAUAUCGGAGGAAUUAUCAAAAUUACCAGGGGACAGUAGAACACAAGUGGGUUUUCUAGCUAUAGAUUCAGCUGUACAUUUUUUCAGCAUGCCAGAUAAUGUUUCUCAACCACACGAAUUGAUAAUGCUCGAUGUUGAUGAUGUUUUUCUACCAUGUCCUGACAAUUUAAUUGUCAAUUUGAGGGAGAGAGAGGAAUUAAUACGCGAUUUAUUGGCUCAGUUGCCAACAAAAUUCAGUGGUACACACGAUACAAAUUCAGCACUUGGGGCUGGAUUACAAUCUGCCUUUAAAUUAAUGUCAGCAACUGGUGGACGUGUAACGGUGUUUCAAUCGUGCCUACCCAAUAUUGGACCAGGAACUCUUCAGUCACGCGAGGAUCCCAACACUCGUGCUAGUAAAGAUGUCCAACACUUGAAUCCAGCUACUGAUUUCUACAAACGUUUAGCACUCGACUGCAGUGGUCAACAAAUAGCUGUUGAUCUUUUCUUAUUAAAUAGUCAAUACAGUGACUUGGCAACACUCUCAGGGAUGUGUAAAUUUUCAGGUGGCUGUAUUUAUCACAUUCCCUUGUUUCGUUAUAACAAACCUCAGCACAAUGAUACACUUGAGAGAAUGCUGCGUCGAUAUUUGACAAGAAAAAUAGGUUUUGAAGCUGUCAUGAGAAUCAGAUGUACAAGAGGCUUAAGUAUACACACAUUUCAUGGCAAUUUCUUUGUUAGAUCAACAGAUCUAUUGAGCUUACCCAAUGUUAAUCCUGAUGCUGGAUUUGGAAUGCAAGUGUCGAUUGAAGAAAAUUUAUCAGACAUACAAACAGUGUGUUUUCAAGCUGCAUUGCUAUAUACAUCGAGUAAAGGAGAAAGGCGCAUAAGAGUUCAUACACUUUGUUUACCAGUUACAGCUAGUUUAACUGAUAUUUUGUACUCAGCUGAUCAGCAAUGUAUUAUUGGAUUGCUAUCUAAAAUGGCAGUUGAUAGAGCCCAACAGUCAACCUUGACCGAUGCUAGAGAUGCACUUAUUAAUGUAGCUAUCGACGUUCUAUCCACUUACAAAAUCUCUCAGUCUGCAUUAUCUGGAGGUCUCAUGGCGCCCAUGAAUUUGAAACUACUGCCACUUUACAUAAUUGCUUUAUUGAAAUUUACUGCAUUCAGAUUAGGAACAAGUACUCGGUUGGACGAUCGUGUUUACUCCAUGUGUCAAAUGAAAACUCUACCCCUAUCUCAACUUAUACAGACAGUCUAUCCAGAUUUUUAUCCAAUUCAUGCACUUGAUGAUACGAAAAAUACCAAGGAUAUAGAUGGAAAAGUAUGCCCACAACCACCAAGGCUACACUUAUCCGCUGAGAAACUAGAUUUUCGCGGUGCAUUCUUGAUGGACGCUGGAGACAGAAUAUUCAUCUACAUUGGCAAAAAUAUUGAUUCACAAUUCUGUUGCAACGUACUUGGUGUUUCAGCAUAUAGCUCCAUACCAGAAGAGAUGUAUGAAUUACCUGAAUUGGAGACUGUUGAAAGUCAGCGACUGCGCAACUUUGUUUUUAGUCUACAAGAUGAAAAACCCUACCACGCAUCAAUACAAAUUAUUCGUGAUGACAGUCACUUCAGGAGUCUGGUCAUUGAACGCUUGAUUGAAGACAGAUGCGAAUCAGCCCUGAGUUACUAUGAAUUUCUGCAACACAUAAAAACCCAAAUAAAAUAGUUCAGUAUUUCAAGUUCAUCUCAAUCGAACAUGUGAAAUUUCAAGUGUAGCUAAAUCAAUUGAUGCAUGAAGAGAUACGAUGGCAUGAGUGCUCGGAACGUGAUCUUCACUGACUGUUUAGAUUAUAAAAUGAACAAAAGAUGGAGAAGUAUGCAUUAAUUGUAAACAACUUGUGUGAAAAGACAUUGAAAAAUUUUUAUGACAGAAAAUAAGCCUUAAACAAAUGCAUUAUAGGCAUUUAACAAAAUCUAUUGUAAUUAACUAUCGUCGUUGAUAAUUUUUAACUAAAACUCGAUAUUUUUAGUUAAUUCAUAUUCAGUUCCCAGGAGGAUUAUAUAAAAAAAGUAAAGUCAUCUUGCAUCAUGUGUGUAUUUUUUUUCUUCAUUAUUAUUAUUAGUGAUCAUUUGAAUUAGGUGAAUGGAUAUAAUUUCUCCAUAAUUGUCAUUGUCCUCCAACAGUCAUAGGUCACAUAGUUGCAUCACCUAUGAAGAACAAUAAAUAAAUUUUAAAAAAAGUUAAAUUCAGUCAUUUAAAGUGCACAUGUAGGCACUUUUUUGUGUCAACGCUUUCAUCAUCCCAUACAUACUACUUUGUAGCAAAAAUUGAUAAAUAGUUGGAGUGUAUGAAUAAAAACGUCUUAUCAUCACACAAUGAUCAAGUUGAUUUUGACAAAUCUGAAAUUGGCAUUCUUUUCGGCCUACCGUUAUGUUAAUUAUUUAUCGAUCAUUAUUAUUGAUUACUGGUUAUUAUUGUUAUCUGUAUGCGGUAAAUAUGUAUGUAAAUAAGAAAAAUAUAAAACAUGGAUGAGAUAUGAA